AUGUCCUUCUUUCCCAUCAAAGACUCUUCUGGAAUAACUCAAUUGGUCAAGUCCACUAUUGCUAUCGAGGGUGAAGUCCGCGUAAGACCAGAGCAGUCUCGCCGUGAUGAAGGCACAGGUCAGAUUGAGGUCCAAGUAAAUAAGUUUACUCUCCUUAAUCCUGCGCAUCGCAACAUGCCAUUCAUACCUUCAGACAACCAGACAUUGGUCAAUGAAGACCUAAGGGCACGUUUUCGAUAUCUUGAUCUUCGUAGGACAGCACUUGCCGACAACAUCAGAAAAAGGAGCCAAGUUGCUCGAACAGUUCGGGAUACUCUGCAUGAAGAUGGCUUUCUUGAAGUAGAGACUCCACUGCUUUUGAAAUCAACACCAGAAGGUGCCAGAGAGUUUUUGGUCCCGUCUCGGGUCGGUCAAUCAACCGCACAGCAUGACGGAAAAGAUACCCCCCUAUUUUAUGCUCUUCCACAGUCUCCGCAGCAGCCAAAACAAUUGCUUAUCUGCUCUGGAGCGAUCGACAAGUAUUUUCAGAUAGCCAAGUGCUUCCGCGACGAAGAUGGUCGCAAGGACAGACAACCCGAGUUCACGCAAAUCGAUCUAGAAAUGGCUUUUGUCUCUUGGGGUGUGGACCCAAAGAUUUGCUCAUCUGAUGAAUGGCGAAUCGGAGGUCACGAGGUCCGCGCUAUAAUUGAAAAACUUGUUGGACGCAUAUGGCAGCAAGUUGAAGGAAUUACACUUCCGAGCUCGUUUCGGGUGAUCACCUAUAACGAAGCAAUGGCACGUUAUGGUUCAGACAAACCCGACACUCGUUUCGCUCUGGAGAUUCAGGAUAUUACGACCUCGCUACCAACUCACACGCAGGCGUUGCUCGAGGACCUCGGGGAAAUUCUUGAGGCCAUCAUUCUUCGUCCAUCUGAAAGCUGCUCAUUCUUGCGAGCAAAUGAUGAAUGCAGCUACCAGAACGAACGAAAUGUCAGCCGCUCUGUGAUCGCCGAUAAUAAUUUGUUGGAUUGGCUGAGUGAUAACCGGUUGAUCAAUUUGAAGCUGAGCGGCGAGGAGCAUGCCCUUUUGAAUAAAACCUUAGGAGUAAGUAGCGGUGAUACCCUAUGGCUAUCUCGUCGUCGUAAAGUCCCCGAGGGUGGAUCCACUGCCCUGGGUCGCCUCCGAACACGGAUAUCUGAGCUAGCACACGCCCGCGGAGAUUAUGUCCCGCAUGCAGUUCCUCACUUCCUAUGGGUCACCGAGUUUCCUCUGUUCACUCGGGCUGAUCCUGACAAGGAGUUCUUGGCUCACGGGCGAUGGAGCAGUACACACCACCCUUUCACAGCGCCAAUGUGGCAAGAUAUAGAAGCCAUGUAUGCAGGUCGUAUCGAUCAGGUUCGGGGACAGCAUUACGACCUUGUUUUGAAUGGUGUUGAGAUUGGCGGUGGCUCAGUCAGGGUACACGAUGCUGCUAUGCAAGAGUACAUCUUUUCCCAGGUUUUACAGCUGAGUGAUUCUGAGAAGACUUCAUUUGACCAUCUACUGCAUGCCCUCAAAUGUGGUGCACCCCCUCACGGCGGAAUUGCUCUCGGCUUUGAUCGACUGAUGGCUAUCCUUUGCAAGACACCGACCAUCCGGGAUGUCAUCGCUUUCCCAAAAACUGGAGCAGGCACAGAUCUACUUUUCAGGAGUCCGGCGGCCAUCAACAAGGAGGUGCUAUAUCAGUAUGGUGUCCGACCUACACGUGGUUGA
Molecule: messenger RNA, 1731 nt
Organism: Suillus paluster
Lineage: Eukaryota; Fungi; Basidiomycota; Agaricomycetes; Boletales; Suillaceae
Product: tRNA synthetases class II-domain-containing protein
Exons: 13
Coding region: 1-1731 (576 amino acids)
Biological process (GO): aspartyl-tRNA aminoacylation
Cellular component (GO): mitochondrion; cytoplasm
Molecular function (GO): aspartate-tRNA ligase activity; ATP binding
Source: RefSeq, a predicted model, not a curated record